UACCUUCUUCCGUUGACUUAAAUAUAGAAUUAGUCCUAAAUUUUCCGUUAAAAACAGUUCUCUGUCUAGCGAGUAACUUCAAUAGUUCAUAGUUCUUCAAGAGUUCUAGUCAUGGACAUUAGUCGGAUUCUUCAAUCGCUUUCGCUGUGGCUAAUUUUGGUGACCAUAGUGCACGCUGGAAAUGGAUCGUUUGUAGAGCUCGAUCAGCGCAUUGCGGCAGUAAGAGAUCUUUUGGUACAUCUGGAUCGUUCCCGACAGCUUCUGGUGCUAACCUGUUGGUCGCCCUCGGUUCGAUAUGCGCUCUGGCAAACUAUCCGCAAACACACGAACCACUCCAGCACCAUAUCCGUUCGGUUCGGCCCGGUUGACACACGCCAUCUUCCCUGGCACGAACGUAAUCAACAUCAAACCGUGAUCGUAGUCGAUCUUUCCUGUCCCGGAACAGACAUUCUUCUUGAAAAUGCCAAUCAAUUGCUUUAUUACCGUGUCCGUUGGAUCGUGCUAGAAAGUGUCUAUGACGAGAGCACUAUCAAUGGUUGGAAAAGCUGUACUAAAGAUUCGCUGCUCGAUCGACUUCCGCUGUUGAUCAGCAAUGAGCUGUUUUAUUUCUGCACCGACGUCGCAACCGGACGCCACCUGGUACGACAACAGUAUCGUCUAUCCGCUGCAAGCUCUUCAACUCCGAUUUACGAAACAUUUGGUGUUUGGGAGCCGGAACUUGGCAUUCACUUGGAGUCUCCUAUCGUACGAGCUCCGGUAACAUCGGUGAGAAGGCAAAAUUUUCAACAAUUUCAACUGCGUGCUUCUCUCGUCAUUCUUCACAAUGAAACGCUUAACCACCUGGAUGAUCUUCAUAAUAAACAUAUUGACACGAUCUCACGCGUGAACUACCUGCUCACGAAAUCGGUCGCACACGCACUGAAUGCGACGGUAAGGUUCACCAUCGUAGAUACGUGGGGAUAUCGGGAUCAGGAAACGGAUCGCUACAAUGGUAUGAUCGGUGAGCUGCAAAGCGAUCUUGCCGAUCUAGGCGGUACGUCUAUGUUCUUCACGCAGGAUCGCAUCAAGGCGGUGGAUUUUCUUUCGAUGACCGCUUCAACACGGGCUAGUUUUGUGUUUCGAGCACCAAAACUUUCCUUUACCGAUAACGUGUUUGUGCUGCCGUUCGAUCAGUACGUCUGGUACUGUACGGUUAGUUUCAUCCUGUUGUCCGGACUGUUGCUGCUGGUGGUACUGCGAACCGAGCAGCGAUAUAAUGUGAGCACUAGUGCUGAGCGUAACAGCACGACCACCGUCACCGGGUUGUCCGACACGCUGUUAAACGUGUUCGGUACAACGUGUCAGCAGGGAUCUUUUAUAGAACCAAAGACGGCUCCUUCGCGAUGUCUUAUACUGCUCUGUUUGGUGGUGUUGAUGUUUCUGUACGCCAGCUACUCGGCUAACAUUGUCGCACUGAUUCAGUCACCCUCAACGAAGAUACAAACGCUAGAAGAUCUGCUGGCUUCGAGGUUAAGGACAGGUGCGGAGGAUACAGUCUACAACCAAUACUACUUUCGGCAUGAAACAGAACCGAUCCGGAAAGCACUGUACGAACGCAAAAUGAGAAAUAAAGAUGGCACGGAAAACUUCUUACCUCUGGCGCAGGGAGUUGAACUUGUUCGGCAGGGCCACUACGCUUUUCACGUCGAGCAAGGUGUCUGCUACAAAGUAAUCAGUGAAACGUUUCAAGAAGAGGAAAAAUGUGGCCUACAAGAGGUGGAAUAUCUGAAAGUUAUCGAACCGUACUACGCGGUGCAGAAGAACAGUUCCUUCCGUGAGCCGGUACGUAUUAAUCUUUUCAAGCUGCGCGAGUUCGGAAUACAGGGCCGGGAGAAUACACUGCUUUACACGAAAAAACCGCGUUGUGUGGGUGGCAGCAGCUUCAUACCGGUGUCGAUCGUGGACGUUUGGCCCGCACUGGUAACGUUGGGUUGGGGUUAUUUCCUCACCAUAACGAUGCUCGUUACCGAACAUCUUUGGAUUCGUUUGCGUGGUCGAGUGCUACCGACGGAUGGGUACUUUCAACAGUAAAAUCAGUAGUGCAAAAGGAAAGAACUGUACACAAUCGCUUGAUGG
Molecule: messenger RNA, 2115 nt
Organism: Anopheles funestus (African malaria mosquito)
Lineage: Eukaryota; Metazoa; Arthropoda; Insecta; Diptera; Culicidae
Exons: 3
Coding region: 112-2070 (652 amino acids)
Cellular component (GO): membrane
Molecular function (GO): glutamate-gated receptor activity
Source: RefSeq, a predicted model, not a curated record